Molecule: messenger RNA, 3108 nt
Organism: Clarias gariepinus (North African catfish)
Lineage: Eukaryota; Metazoa; Chordata; Actinopteri; Siluriformes; Clariidae
Gene: postna
Product: periostin, osteoblast specific factor a
Exons: 23
Coding region: 14-2551 (845 amino acids)
Biological process (GO): extracellular matrix organization; cell adhesion
Cellular component (GO): extracellular matrix
Molecular function (GO): cell adhesion molecule binding
Source: RefSeq, a predicted model, not a curated record
GUCAGUGGUUUUGAUGUGUGGGGCAGAAGCCAGGAUGAAGCUUAUAAUUGUGGUCACCUUUGCUCUGCUGGUGCUUUUCUACCUGGACCAGGUAGACUCAUCUGCUUAUGACAAGAUUUUGUCACACAGCCGCAUCAGGGCCAAGAAUCAUGGGCCCAAUGUGUGUGCCCUUCAGCAGGUAAGCGGUACCAAGAAGAAGUAUUUCAGCACAUGCAGAAACUGGUACCAAAAAACCAUCUGUGGAAAGAAAGCGAAUGUCUUAUAUGAAUGCUGUCCUGGUUAUAUGGAGCUGAAGGGGAGGAAAGGCUGCCCUGCAGCUCUCCCUAUUGACACCAUCUAUGGCACAUUGGGUCUGCUAAAACUUGAUAUUGCACAUGGUUAUUCUGACCUCUCCAAGAUUAAAGAGGAGAUUGAUGGAGCUGGUUCCUAUACCAUGUUUGCUCCUAGUAAUGAUGCCUGGGAACAAUUGGAUGUUAAUGUUAGAGCUGCUCUUGUGAACAAAGCCCAGACAGAGUUGUACAACACUUUGCGCUACCACAUGGUCAACAAACGUUACCUUACUAAAGACAUGAAGAAUGACAUGAUCCUGCAGUCGAUGUACAACAAGCAGGGUCUGCACAUUAACCACUAUUCUAAUGGAGUUGUGACAGUUAACUGUGCCAGGAUCAUUCAUGCCAACCAGGUGUCCACAAAUGGAGUAGUACAUGUAAUUGACCGUGUCAUCAGUGCAGCUGAAAACAGCAUCAGGGAUGCCAUUCAAAGCAAUGAGGAACUCAGCAUAUUGAAUGACGCUAUGAGUGUGGACUCAAGCGUAUUAGAAAGUCUUAGCAAAUCUGGACACUAUACUCUCUUUGCUCCAACCAAUAUAGCCUUUGAAAAGUUAGAGUCUGGUGUCCUUGAUCGGAUCCUAAAUGACAAGACUGUAAUUCAAGCCUUUUUAAAGUAUCACCUUCUGAACACAGUCCAGUGCUCAGAAGCCAUCAUGGCUGGCACUGCAUACGAGACACUGGAGGGGAGUGUAAUCGAGAUAGGCUGUGAUGGUGAAAGCCUCACAGUCAAUGGCAUUAAAAUGGUGUUGAAGAAAGACAUCGUCACCAGCAAUGGAGUUAUUCACCUCAUUGAUCAAGUGCUCAUUCCUGACUCAGCUAAGCAGGUGACGGAACUGGUUGGUGAUUCCCAGAGAAUGUUUGGUGACAUGGUGUCUGAGAUGGGCCUGUCUGAAGCCAUGAAGCCUGAGAAUGAGUACACACUCCUCGCCCCGCUCGAUAGUGUCUUCACCAGGGAAAUAAUGUCUUUGGAUCAGCAUCUGCUAAAGAUCAUUCUUGAAAAUCACAUCCUGAAGCUCAGGGUCACCCUAAACGAACUUUACAAUGGUCAGCUGCUGGAGACCCUGGGAGGGAAGCUGCUUAGAGUCUUUGUUUACCGCACAGCUGUGUGCAUUGAGAAUGCCUGCAUGAUCCGAGGCAGUAAAGAGGGAAGUAAUGGGGUACUUCAUUUGAUGCGAUCAUUAAUCCAAUUGCCAGAGAAGACUGUGUUUGAGCUGCUGAAGACUGAUGGACGCUUCACUAUAUUCCUGAAGUUGAUGGAGAGAGCAGAACUGACUGAGAUGCUCAAGCAAGAGGGGUCAUACACAAUUUUUGCUCCGACUGAUGAUGCAUUCAAGGGGAUGUCAGAAGAGGACAUGUCACUUCUCACCAGUGACAUGAACGUGUUGAGGACAAUUCUGCUCUACCAUUUCAGCAAUAGCAUCUUCAUUAAUGGAGGACUGGAACUUGGAGUGACCAACCUGCUUAAAACCAUCCAGGGCAACGAUUUGCAACUGCUUUCUGUCAAUAAAUCAAUUAAUGUAAACUCAAUCAGCGUGAAAGAUAAUGACCUUAUGGCCUCCAACGGAGUGGUCCACGUUGUGAAAAACUUGCUCUAUCCUGCAGAUCUACCAGUAGGCCGUGAGGAUCUGCUCCAUGUGCUGCGGAAGCUCAUUAAAUACAUACAGAUAAAGUUUGUUCAUGGAUACACCUACAGGGAGAUUCCACAAACCUUCAUUAAAAGAUUUAUCACCACUCAUGUUAUUGAAACAGGUCCUGAAAUUAAGGUUAUCGAAGCUGAAAAAAAAUCAGAAACAGUGGUGAUGGAGGGAGGUCAUGUGAUCACUGAAUACAAGUUUGAGACCAAUCCUGUGGUAAAGAAAGUGGUAAUUGAGGGGGAACCAAAAAUUACCACAGUCAGGAGAGUCAUUGGAAACAUGUCGACCGUUUCAAAGGUUCUGGAAACUGAGCUACAUACACAGGAGGAGAAGAUCACAAAAAUGAUUGAAGGAGGUAGUGGAAAAAUCACCACUGUCACUAAAGUGAUUAGGCCAGAUCCCCAUAUUAUUGAAGGAUCAAUCACAACUUUCAAGCAGAGCCCAGAGCGCUUUAAGGAGGAAUCAGAGAGAAUCACCAAAAUUAUAAAACAUGGUGGCUCUCAGAAAAGAGUAGCUGUCCGAAGACAUGCAGCAGGAAUGAAGAGGCAAGCAAGACCUGUAAGACGUCCCUUAAAGCCUAGUCAGUGAGGCCAAAAAGGAUGCAGAUGAUCCAGUUAUUCCAACUAAAAUUUGCAUUUGGGGCUUAUACAUUAAUAUUUCAUUUUUUUAAGCAAAUGUAAUUUCCAAGUGAGGUUAGAAUAAAAGACAUGCAUAGAGCGGAGCAGUUGAGUCUCGAAUGAAAGUACAUACAAAAGCACAGACAGAGCUUUAUUCUAGGUAUCAUAUAGAAAACUAUGAUACUGAUAGACUGGAACUGAUUUUGGCUCUCCAAUAUUUCGUUUAAAUUAUUUCUUUAGACUGAUUUUGAUCACUUCUCUAUUUUUGACCAUACUAAGUGGUCUUAAUAAACAUGACCUUGCAAUAAAACAGGGUUAAACUGCUAUUAGAGUAACUUAUGACAACAUGCUGUUUUUUCACUUUAUUAUAUGUGUAUAGAGCACUAGUGAUAAACAUUAAUUUGUUGUAAACUGAUGACCCAGUAACACAGUUCAUGUACAGCAUCGGACAUUGCAAGCGCCGAUUCGAUUUUCAGCCUUUCCAUGUAAAGCUUAUCCGGCGAGGAUGGGUAGUAAGAAACAAAAUAU